CUUUCAUGACUAUUUUCACGCAGUAAUCGAUGAACGGUUAACGUUAGCAUCUCCUGCUGUUCACCUGAUCCAACGCUGCAUCGCUACCAGAACCACAACGCUGGUUAGCUAGCAAGCUAACGUUAGCACAUAUUCGUGUUAGCUCGCAGCUGCAGUCUUUUUGAGGUUUCUUCUCAGCUAACGGGAGGUUAGCUAGUCUGCGGCUGUAUCCAGCAAGCACCGCAGUAAGCGGGAGUGAGGUGACGCUACGUGUGUUUCGAUUCUAAAGCUCUGACUGCAGACGAAGCCUACGUGUGGUUAGCGCUGCUCAGUUAAGUUGGACUAAAUAACCAGCGGACUGACGGCGAGCUAGCUGCUUACGUCGCGUAGCCAUCUCCAUGAAAAGACAAUGACAUCUGAGAGACAUGCAACGUCAGGUCGAACCGACUGGUUUUAAUGGUGAUAAGCAGGCAUGUGUGCUGAAGUGAUGGCCAAAAGGAACUCACCCUACAACCUUUAGUCUCCACCACAGUGUGCACGUUGUGGCUUUGACAGGAGGGCUACCCACACCUAGCUCGGAGAAACGAUCCCCACUAAAGUGAAAUGGGGUCCACUCGAGAGAUUCCUGCAGAAUCUUCCAGAAUCGCACCCCCACCCUCUCCUCAUCUCAGCUGUGCCUUGCCUUCGCCUCUGAUGCUCAUCGCCCUCAGCUGUCACUGCUGCAGCCUCCAUGGAUGCAGGUGACAGCAGAACCACCUCAAGGACAGAGAAAGAAAGCGUGUGAUGACCAGAGAGCUGUGUGGACUGGACAGAGAGCAGAUUCCUCACAAAGCACGGGCUGCAGGGCUGCUUAGCGCUGGACACCUGUGAUGGACGACAUCUGGAGGCUGGUGGCUGGUUGCCAUAGGCGGGCCAUGGGCAGCAGCCAGGCCUUACAAGGCUGUGCACCACUCAGAUAAAGUCUGGUGGCGGAGAUUGGAAUCUCCUACUGUGAGAGCGGUUCUCCUCCAGGUGCUGAGCAAAAAAAGAUUUUUCUUCAUAAUGAACACAGACAAACAUCCUGAAUUUGCCUCCCAAGAGGGAGACAGGAUGGACUUUUGCAGUGAUGCUGCAGAUAUGAGGUCACAGGAAGAGGAAGAGGAGAAGGAGGACAGCUGUUACAGUGAAAAUGGGAUACAGUCCGCGGAAGAUGGAAUGGAUCUGUGUGCGAUAAAAACGGAGGCAGAGGAAAUGGAAGAUAACGAGCAGUACCUCAAGGCUGAAAAAGAACGAGAGAUUGUACCAAAAGAGGAAGCCGAGGGGGCCAGUGAGGACGGCAUGGAGGAAGGACUCGACGAGGAAAGGACAGAGGACGACAAUGAUGAGGAGAGGGAGGGGGACGGGGAUGAAGAGGGUGAUGCCCUGAAUGAGCCGCAGGACCUGUCGCUGGUGGACUUCUCGCGCUACGACAGCGCCGCCCUGCAAGACGCCCACGCAGCAGAAGAGUCUGCAGAGGGGCCCCGCAGCCAGGCGACAGGCAAGCUCAACUGUGACAUCUGUGGCCUGUCCUGCGUCAGCAUCAACGUGCUGCUGGUGCACAAGCGCAGCCACACGGGCGAGAGACCAUUCCACUGCACCCAGUGCGGGGCCUCCUUCACCCAGAAGGGAAACCUGCUUCGCCACAUCAAGCUGCACUCGGGGGAGAAGCCUUUCAAAUGCCCCAUGUGCAGCUACGCCUGCCGCCGACGCGACGCUCUGAGCGGGCACCUGCGCACCCAUUCUGUGGAAAAGCCCUUUAAGUGCAACCACUGCAGUCGCAGCUACAAGCAGCGCAGCUCUCUUGAAGAACACAGAGAGAGGUGCCAUGUGUACAUCCAGAGCAAAGGCCCGGCGGAGAGAGCAGAGGACAGCCACACAUCCAGGAAUCAGAUGGGCACUGAGCGGGCUCUGCUGCUCGACAGGCUCGCCAGCAACGUAGCCAAACGAAAGAGUUCGAUGCCACAGAAGUUCACCGGCGACAAUGGUGUCUGCCUGGACCUGAGCUUUAACAGGGAGCUGGUCCACCAAACUGAUGUCAAGGACCCCCCGGGAGGAUCUCCGGGGCCCGACGGCCAACAUCAGCAACAGCCAGUCCUCACAGGCCCAGACGGCGAGGCGGCUCCCUCCCACAGGCCCUACCCCAUCCCGUUAGCCCGCAAUGACAUCAACCAUCUGGGCCUCACCAACGGCCACAAGAUGGGCAUGUCCCUCCUGGGCCUCCAUCACAACGCCCAGCCGCCCCUUUGCAUGGACUCAUACCACAAUGACAGCUCCCAAAUGUCCCAGCCCGUCAUGUACAGUCUAGGACACCUGCUGGGGGGGCUGAACCGCCAGAACGGCGUCCCUCACCCACACGCCCAGUCCAUCCCCUUGUCACCACUGGAGGCUUUGCGAGUGGCCCGGGCUGAGGGGGAGGCAGGGACGGGGGCAGCUUACCCCUGCAGCCACUGCAGGGUGAUUUUCCUGGACUACGUCAUGUUCACCAUCCAUAUGGGAUGCCACGGCUUCCGCGACCCGCUUGAGUGCAAUGUGUGUGGCCACCGCAGCCAGGACCGGUACGAGUUCUCCUCACACAUAGUCCGUGGCGAGCACCGCUUAGAAUUGAAGUAACUCUCAUUCACACUGAUGUUCAUGCUUGCACAGGCACAGACAUGCACACAAGCUUAGACACAGAUUUACUCAUAUCAGUAGCUGGUUGUUUUACAUAUAAAAAAAAGCAUAAAGAAGCAACUGUCUUUAAUGUGUGUGUGUGUGUGUGGUGUGUGUGUCUGUGUGUCUGUGUGUGUGUUUGUCUGUGUGUCUGUGUGUCUGUGCGUGCGUGUGCGUGUCUGUGAAAUCUUAAGAGAAACGUUAUGGGAGUAUGACUACUGUUAGAGUGACCUUAGUCUCCUUGUAGUCAUAAAAAUAUGACCUGUAAAAUGUUUAUGCAGUAGUUAUUCUACCUCCUUUUCAUACAUAUUUUCUUAAUUAUCCCUACGGACGCCGCUGUUUAUAUAACAUAAUACGUCACAUUCAUCUAAAAGUAGCACAAAUAAAUGCAUUUCUUGUGUAUCUGCUGUUGGUUUUCCUGUUAUCUCUGUAAAGGUGUACAAAUAAAAGAGAGCCUCUUCAGCUCUUCGUCACACGCAGAA
Limanda limanda (common dab) is the source of this 3128-nucleotide messenger RNA. Its product is annotated as zinc finger protein Aiolos-like. Gene Ontology annotation, biological process: regulation of transcription by RNA polymerase II. The transcript has 11 exons. NCBI's taxonomy places the organism in Eukaryota, Metazoa, Chordata, Actinopteri, Pleuronectiformes, Pleuronectidae. The coding region runs from base 1021 to 2607 and encodes 528 amino acids. Gene Ontology annotation, molecular function: DNA-binding transcription factor activity; RNA polymerase II cis-regulatory region sequence-specific DNA binding. The record is from RefSeq and is a predicted model, not a curated record.